Podarcis lilfordi (Lilford's wall lizard) is the source of this 14855-nucleotide messenger RNA. NCBI's taxonomy places the organism in Eukaryota, Metazoa, Chordata, Lepidosauria, Squamata, Lacertidae. The record is from the annotation of a GenBank genome assembly.
AUGGAGGAUGAGGAAGAGGAUGCCUUGGCCAGGAGCCGCCAGGAGCCCGCCAUGGAGGUAAGGCCUGCAGUGGUCCCUGGGAAGCUGGAGGUGGGGGAUGCAGAGUUCAGGAGGAAAUCUCUCCCUUCAGGGUGGCGGUCCCAGGUGAGAAAGGUGUGGCUGGCAGACCGGGAGGAGUCGGACUCUGCUCUGGCUGCGGGAAGCUGUGAUCGCACAGACGGAAGGGAACGUGUUGCGGUAAAGAGAAGGGCAGGAUCAGGUCCCAAGCGUGUUUGCGCUCAGAGACUAGCCUCUGUGCCUAGUGAUAGCAGUCUGGGCUGCGCAUAAACAGAAACCCCGGCAACACAUGCAGCUCAGAUGCCAAACGGAUAAAACAACCGCACAACUUUCCAAAGGUGUUUGACAGCAGCCCUGUGUCGGGAAGUUUUGAAUGUUUGACGUCUGCUGUGUUUUUACCAUGUUGGAAGCUGCACAGAGCGGCUGGGGCAACCCAGUGAGAUGGGCAGGGUGUCAAUAAUAAAAUUAUUGUUAUGAUUAGUUAUGGUGGGCUGCGGUUCCUGCGUUGCAGGGGGUUGGUCUAGAUGACUCUUUGGGUCUCUUCCAGCACUAUGAUUCUAAGGACAGAGGGAAAGGCUGGCAGAGGCAGGCAGGCAGGUGAGCCAGAGAGGCACAGGGCGGGGGGGCGGGGAAUCAGGCUCUGCAAGGGGCUCUCUUGUACCUUGUUGUACACAAAAUCUGCCCUCAUCCCUUAUGGGGGACACAAGAACCCUUUAGAGAGUCCUUUGUAGGUUCUCCAUCGGUAGGAGAAAAGAACAGAGGCCAACCAGAGAAUACUGAGAAGCAAAGCAGCUCGUAAGCCCGAUCUUUAUUGAUCUGUUGCAACAGGGUCCUCACAGCCACACGCAGGAAAGGAGGAGGACCCAGAACAAAGGUGUGCAAGCCCUUAUAUAGACAUUUUAAAUUGCCUGCCCUGGAGCUCCAGACCACCCCUCCAUACAUCAUACAUACAUCACAGAAGGGGUGUAACCCAAGACCACCCCCCAGAUACAUCAUACCUACAUCACGGAAAAGGUGGUCUACAACAGAAAUGUGAAAGUUGUUGUUUUUCCUGUCUGCCAGGUUAUCUGAUAAUGCCUUAUCUGAUUUCCUUUCCUGGUAGUCUGGCCAUUCCUUUGAGAUGGUGAUUUCCCAAUUCCUCACCCUCUCCCUCCUUGCAGGGAAAACAUUUGGUCAGUUUGGAGUCAAAAUGGUUUCAGGACGGUCUUCCUGUGCUGAUCUAUGUACGCGCUUGGUUGGUACAUUUAUGAACAUUUAUUAUAUAUAUAAGACCUUAAAUUUUAUUAUUACAACCUUUAAGCAUUAUUAAAGGUGGGGUGCUGGUGCUGCUCUUGCUAGGAUUUGCACCCCAAGUGCAGACUCACGGACCCCCAGCAAAGCAAAGCAAAACAAAGCAAAGGGGGCGGCGGAGCCCCUCCGGGCCCAAAGGGUGCCAAGGCUGGUUGGAAGUAACUGGCCGGUUUUGGGGGGAUCCCUGGGCUUUUCUGUGGGAGCUCACUUCCCCGACUGGAGCAAUGUGCUCCAGUCACGGCUGGGACCUGCCUUUCUGGGGAUUUGGUGGUUAAUGAGGAUUAUGCACUUCGUGAAGGAAAGAGGCGUAAAACUAGAGGGUUAGAAGCAGAGACACGCAAGGCGGGCAGGGCAGGUCGGGUCCUGACUUAACCCUGUUAUAAGAUAAAACUGCUCCUUUUCCCUUAUGGGGUACCCAAGAGCCUUUUGUAGGUUCUCUAUCGGCAGGAGAAAAUAACAGAAGCCAACCAGACAAUAUUGAGAAGCAAAUCAGCUCGUAAGCCUGAUCUUUAUUAAACUGUUGCAACAGGGUGCUCACAGCCACAUGCAGGAGGGACCCAGAACAAGGGUGUGCAAGGCCUUAUAUAGACUUUUAAAAUUGCCACCCUGCAGCCCAAGACACCCCCCCCCAUACAUCAUACAUACAUCACAGAAGAGGCGGUCUACAGCAGAAAACCUGCCUGCCAAGGUACCUGAGAAUGAUCACUGAUUACAUUAUUUGGGCAGCCUGGCAAUUCCUUUGUGAUGGUAAAUACUCAGUUCCUGAAUCCAGGUCACAGGCUCACACAGAUACCCCUUAAGACAGGGGUCAGCAACCUUUUUCAGCCAUGGGCCAGUCCACCAUCCCUCAGAUCAUGUGGGGGGCCAGACUAUAUAUUUUUAAAAAAUGUAUUUUUCUUAAAUAUUUUCUUCAUUUACAAGGCCAGACUAUAUUUUGAAGGAAAAAGAAAAAAAGAACGAAUUCCUAUGCCCCACAAAUAACCCAGAGAUGCAUUUUAAAUAAAAGCAUACAUUCUACUCAUGUAAAAACAUGCUAAUUCCCAGACCGUCUGCGGGCUGGAUUGAGAAGGCAAUUGGCACUAUGGCUCUCCAUAGUGAGGGUGUCAGGAUCAGCACCCAGGUCCCAAAGCCCUGGCUGUGCCCUUCCUGGCCACUCUCCUUGGGCCCAGGCCUGGUCUGCCCUUGCAGCCUGUGGAGGCUUCGAAGCAGCUCAAGGGGGUCCCUCUCUUGUGCUCACAACCAGUGCCGGAAUUACAUAUAAGCUAAACAAGCUCUAGCUUAGGGCCCCACUCUCUUGGGGCUCUUGUGAUGUAAGUCAUGGGCCCCACCUGCUAGCCUGCUCCCUAAAAUAUCCCUGGUUUGCUCCUUUCUAUAUAUAGGGUGCCGACAUUCUGCAUAAUGUCCAUAUAGUUAAAGCUAUGGUUUUCCCAGUGGUGAUGUAUGGAGGUGAGAGCUGGACCAUAAAGAAGGCUGAUCACCCAAGAAUGGAUGCUUUUGAAUUCUGGUGCUGGAGGAGACUCUUGAGAGUCCCAUGGACUGCAAGAAGAUCAAACCUAUUCACUCUGAAGGAAAUCAGCCCUGAGUGCUCACUGGAAGGACAGAGCCUGAAGCUGAGGCUCCAAGACUUUGGCCACCUCAGGAGAAGAGAAGACUCCCUGGAAAAGACCCUGAUGUUGGGAAAGAUGGAGGGCACAAGGAGAAGGGGAUGGCAGAGGACGAGAUGGUGGGACAGUGUUCUCGAAGGUACCAGCAUGAGUCUGACCCAACUGCGGGAGGCAGUGGGAGACAGGAGUGCCUGGUGUGCUCUGGUCCAGGGGGUCAAGGAGAGGCGGAUAUGACUAAAUGAUAACAACAUUCUGCCUGGACUGGUUGCAGGGCAACAUGUGCAAAUGGCUUGCGCUACCUAUGAGGUCCAUCAAUUACCAUAGAGCAUCUAUUCAACACAAAAAACAGCAACAAUUUGUUGUUGAUGAAGGACAGCUGGACAUCGAAAGGGCCCCGUUACCUUCAGGAGCUGUCCACAGCGGUCAACGUUUCCCUUUUUUAAAGGGAAAUUCCUUUAUUCCGAAUAGGAUUCCUUGCGAGAAAAGGGAAAAGUUGACAGCUAUGCCUAAAUCCCGCCCUGCUCUCAACAACCCUGUGAGGCAGGCAAGCCUAAGGGAGGCUCAGGGUUUUUUGAACCCGGGCCUCUUCGCUGCUGCUCCACACUCUGCUGCCUCUACAUGCUCCCCCCCCCCCGGGAAAGCAUGGGGGGAAAGAAGCAUCUUCUUGGGACCCGCAGCAUCUUCUGGGCAUCCCUGUGCCCCCCUCCCGCCUGCCAUGGUACAGCCCGUUCCUUCUCGCCCCCCCCGCCCGCUGCCUGGGUGGACCAGGCCUCCCUUUCGCGCUGCGCCUCCUGCAGGCGCCUCGGGGAACUGCAGGGCUCGGGGGCGAGCGGUUCCCUUGCCACGUGACUCCUGCGCGCGCUCCCAUUGGCCCGCCGCUCGGUUCCCUCAGGGCCGCUCGGUUGCCCGGCGCCGAGGCAGCGGCUCCAACGGCGGCUUCUCGGAGGGAGGGAGGCAGGCCGGUAGGGAGCGGAAAGGGCCGUGGGGCCGGGCAGGGGGCCGCUCCGGGGGCCGCGGCGACGACGAGAGCCGGCCUGGCCCGUUGAGCUGGCUUGCACGUGCGAAUGCAGACAAACUUGCGUGUCGCGGGUCGCGCGCUCCUCUGGGCCUUCGGGGCCCUCGCGCGGGGCGGAGCCUCCUCUGGAGGAGAGAAGCGGGCGCGAGGGGGGCGGCGGCGGCGGCAUCAGGGCAGCGCGGGGUUAACCUGCGGAACUCCCCGCCACAGGAGGCAGCAAGAGCCGCCAAGCGAGAUGGCUUGGGAAGAGGUUGAUGUGGAGCUUCAGACCAUAUUUUGCGCUCUCCUCUUUCACCCUCAUUAAAAGGUUCUUUAAUUCCUCCUCACUUUCUGCCAUCAAGGUUGUGUCAUCUGCAUAUCUGAGGUUGUUGAUAUUUCUUCCGGCGAUCUUAAUUCUGGUUUGGGAUUCAUCCAGCCCAGCCUUUCACAUGAUGAAUUCUGCAUAUAAGUUAAAUGAGGGUGAAAGAGGAGAGCGCAAAAUAUGGUCUGAAGCUCAAAAAAACGAAGAUCGUGGCCACUGGGCCCAUCACCUCCUGGCAAAUAGAAGGGGAAGAGUUGGAGGCAGUGAGAGAUUUUACUUUCUUGGACUCCAUGAUCACUGCAGAUGGUGACAGCAGCCAUGAAAUUAAAAGACGCCUGCUUCUUGGGAGAAAAGCAAUGACAAACCUAGACAACAUCUUAAAAAGCAGAGACAUCACCUUGCUGACAAAGGCCCGUAUACUUAAAGCUCUGGUUUUCCCAGUAGUGAUGUAUGGAAGUGAGAGCUGGACCAUCAAGAAGGCUGAUCACUGAAGAAUUGAUGCUUUUGAAUUCUGGUGCUGGAGGAGACUCUUGAGAGUCCCAUGGACUGCAAGAAGAUCCAACCUCUCCAUUCUGAAGGAAAUCAGCCCUGAGUGCUCACUGGAAGGACAGAUCCUGAAGCUGAGGCUCCAAGACUUUGGCCACCUCAUGAGAAGAGAAGACUCCCUGGAAAAGACCCUGAUGUUGGGAAAGGUGGAGGGCACAAGGAGAAGGGGACAAGAGGACGAGGUGGUGGGACAGUGUUCUCCAAGCUACAAACAUGAAUCUGACCAAACUGUGGGAGGCAGUGGGAGACAGGAGUGCCUGGUGUGCUCUGGUCCAGGGGGUCAAGGAGAGGCGGACACGACUAAGCGACUAAACAACAACAACAUAUUGCAAUGUGAAUUGUAAUUAGAGAUUGACAAAAUGUGGAUUUUGUUGGGUUUUAGUCAUGGAAAAUGAAUGUAAAAAUUAAGGGAAAACAGAAAGAGGACAGGACAAGUACAGUGGAGGCAGCGAGGCUUCUGGAUCCCAGUGGCAGGGAGGCGCAGGAGGGAAGAGGGUUGCUCUUUCUUGGGCUUGGAUCCUGCGCGCAGGUUUCCCCAAAGGGGCACCUGGAACCCAGAACAGGAGGCUGGACCCCUUUGGCCUCAUCCUGCAGGCUUUUCUGAGGUCCUUCUCUGCAGGGCACGGAGCAGAGGGAAGCCUGGGCAGCCACUUGCGGGGGCCCAAGCCUGCAGUAAGUGGGGAUUUCUACCCCCCCCCCAAGGCCACUAUUCCAGGAGGCUCAGCAUCAAGGUGUCUUUAAAAAAUAAGCCUGGUUUUGUAAAUUAUUUCAAGUUCAAGCAGACUGCUUAAAGAAAUGAAAGUGGCGUACAACAAACCAGCAAUGUAAACUAUCAGUGAAGUUUCACAGGCUCUUCCGUUUCACUUCUGUUUCCAUGUAUCUGAAGAAGUGUGCAUGCACACGGAAGCUUAUACCAAGAACAAACUUAGGUAGUCUCUAGGGUGCUACUGGACAAUUUUUAUUAUUUUUUAUAUAUAUUUCACAGGCAGAUUGAGACAGCUACAGUGGUACCUUGGUUCUCAAACGUCUUGGUUCCCAAACACCGAAAACACGGAAGUAAGUGUUCUGGUUUCUGAACGUUUUUCAGAAGCCGAACGUCCGAUGCGGCUGCCGGCUACUGUUUCUGGGUGCCUGCACCAAUCAGAAGUUGUGCCUUUGUUUCCAAACAUUUCGGAAGUCAAACAGACUUUCGGAACUGAUUAAGUUUGAGAACCGUGGGAGCACUGUAUUUGGCGCUUUUGUUUUUGCUAUUCAUUUUGUGUUUUUGUUUUUGAGGCUCUUUCGGUUAAUUUGUUUUUGUGACUAUGUGGAACCCAGUUCAGCUACUAUUGAUUGUGUGAUGGCGGAAAUGGCUAAAAGCCCCCAGCCAAACAAUGACUAUCAUCAGUCAAGUAAGAAUUAUUUUUUAAAAAUUUUUAUCAUCUGUAAUACUGUCCUAUUCAUUUUAUAGUACAGUACAUUGAUUAUUGCCUUCAUUUUAUGGAUCAAUGGUCUUGUUAGAGAGUAAAAUUCAUGUUACAUUGCUGUUUUAGGGGUUGUUUUUAGAAUUCUGGAAUGGAUUAAUCCAUUUUGCAUUACUUUCUAUGGGAAAGCGCACCUUGGUUUUGAAACGCUUUGGUUUUGGAACAGACGUCUGGAACAGAUUAAGCUUGAGAACCAGGGUACCACUGUAUAGGAACAGAAUGAAUGAUAAAAUAGCAAGGACUACGGCCAGGUCACUAAUCCAGUGAGGCUUUAACAUCCCAGUUUCACAGAUGUGCUUGUGGGGUCUGAAGUGGUGGUGACUGGCUGAGACCUUGAGGUUACAGUGGGCAGCUCAGGGAAGAUGUUGAGCCAGCGUGUGGCAACCGUGCAAAGGGCAAGUUCCAAGCUAGGCGUCAUUAGGAAAGGGAUUGCAAAUAAAGCUGCCAAUACUAUAAUGUCAUUUAUACAAAUCAGUUGUGCACCCUGUGUGCAAUUCUGGCUGUUCUUGAGCUGGGAAAGUUUCAGAAAAGGGCAGCCAAGAUCAUCAAGGGGUGGAGCGAUUUCACUGUGAAUAAAGGUUGCGGCAUUUUGCAAACGACUACGUGAUAACGGUGUAUAAAAUUAUGCACAUUUUGGAGAAAGCAGAUAGGAGAAGUUUCUCUUUCAUCAUACUAGAAAGGAGGGCCAGCCAAAGAAACUGAAUGUUGGAAGGUUCAAGACAGACUUCUCCACACUGUCCAGAGUUAAAACUCUUCUUCUUUGGCUAUCCCUCGUAGCCGAGUAAGAUUGUCUUCCAUGAACAGGGUCUUUACAGUGAGUCCGUAAGUGACCGUGGAGGCCAAUUCUGGAUUCACACGUCCUUCCACAGUGGGGACAUUGGUUUCUGGGCGGGAGUUGAUCACGGUGUUGAUUUGCCAAACGUGCCUUUCUUGUAGCUCGUUUCUCCCUUUCGUCCUGAGUUCGAGUAUCUUCAAAGCCCGUGACACCUUUGGUCAAGGCUGUUCUUCAGUUGGAGUGCUGGUAGGCAAGUGACGGUGGCUGUCAAGAUUAUACCUCAACGAAGGCUUCAAGGAAGGAAACCAAGGCGCAAAAUGAACACUCAAGCUCCACAAGAUCCCAUUAAGUGGAAUUGCUUCCAAACGACUCUUAAGGACUAUCUGCCUUCAGUUGGAAUUUGCAACAGCAAGAUUGAGUGCUAGCUACCCAUUUUGGUAGCCGAGGACAAAGCUGUCAGUGGCCACCAGCCACAAUGGGCAGGCUCUGCCUAUGCUGGGGGAGGCAGGAUGCCUCUGAACCCCCCUUGCUGGGACUGGCAGGAAGGAGCCUCUGUCUUGCCGCUUUGAGAGCAGCUUUCUGCAAAAGAUGGGCACCCUUUGGCCUGAUCCUGUGGCUGAGCUCUUAAGGGCUGCCCCCACUCUGGAAGAUUCCCAGAGCCAAAGUCUGGAAGCAAAUGGCAGCCAGUGAAACGCCCCUGUUCUGAAAAGGCCCCUCUAGCUGCCCCUGGCUCAGACUCACCCAGCGUGGCUGGUCCCUGAUUCUGGUCCUAGGAAGCAUGCAAGGUUUCCAGAGACAUUGCCCAGAGUUGCGGGGAUCAGGGUGCAGUGAGGCUGCCUCUCUGAAGAGGCAGGGGUGGGUGCAGUUUCAGGGCUGACCCUUCUGUCUUUCCACAGGUGAUUGAGGCCGAGGCUGUGGGCUUGAACGCCAUCUUCCUGUUCCUCAUGUCCCGUGUAUCGCAGGCCUCGGGGGGCAUCUUGCCACCGCUCAGCUCCCUGGUGGGGCCCAGGAAGGUCUUGCCAGCUGAUGGAGGGGAACACCUGGAGGCAGCUGACACAGGUAGGUAGGGGCCUCUGGUUCCUGCCAGAGGCUUCCAGUUGUUUCUUGCUCUGCCCACUGCACACAGCAGAGAUGGUGCCCAAAGGAAGCUCCGUUCAGGAGGACUGGAGCGCUCCCAGUCGUGCUUCCCACCCUCGCUUGACUGUAAGGAAAGUGACGGGUGGUUUUGCACUGGAAUGUCCUUCUCACAGAAGCACUUCUGGAAAGCGGGGGGUGGGUGGGGUGGGGAGGAACCCGCUGCCUCCCUCCUGCGCUGCCCCCCUCCUGCUUCUGGGAGAUCCCUUAAUUGCAUUUGUCCGUUCUUCCUGCUGCUCGGCUGCUCCAGGCAGGCCAACUUAAUCCUCGGAAUUAGCAGCCUGCUGCAGGCAGACCAGGUCCCAGCGGGGCAGCAGAGGUGACUGACCUCCUGGCAGACCUUGGCAGGACGGAGGGGAAGGGCAUGGCUGUGGCUGCCCAGGUGAUGCCAGCCUGCUGAGGCAGCCCCGCCGCAAAGGGUUGGCAUCAGACUCCUGUCUCAUUGCAGGCUCCAGAUCGCUGACGCCGCUGGCCAAGUCCUUCCAGAAGGCGGAGGCUCUCCUGCGCCACUGCGUCAACCCCAGCCUGUGGCGCCUGCUGCCCCCGCGCCCCAGCGAGAGCGCUUACGACAGCGAGGAGGAGGACUCUCCCGGAGGCCUGGCCCGCCUGGCCCAGGUGGAGCGCAGCUUCCUGGGGCUCAGCCGCUGCCUGUGCGUGAUGGAGAACCCCCGCACGGAGACCUUCCAGGCCCACGUGCGCCCAGCCCUCCCGGACACGGCCCGGGGCGCCUUCACUUACCACGCGGCCCGGAGCAGCGUGGCUCGCCAGUGCGCCACUCUCCACGCUCUGCUGCAGCACCGCCACCACCUCCGCCUCUCCCGCCACUUCAGCCGCCGCCUCAAGGCAGCUUCGGCCUUCGUGCAUCACCUGAUGGCCGCCGAACGCUGCCUGCCGCCCCUGCUGCCGCUGGCCGGCCAGCCGGACGCCACCUGGGGCCGCCAGCUGCGGGGGCUGUGCGAGGAGAUGCGCACCCACGCCACGCACUGGGAGGGGCUGCAGCGGCGCAUCCGCAGCGACCCCUGGCUGCGGCACAUGCUGCUGCAGCGCCACGAGGUGGUCCAGCACAUGAGGCGGGCCCUCUGCUUGCUGGCCCUGCACGCCGUCUGCCUCCUGGAGCGCCACAUUGAGGCCUUGCUGCGCAGCUUGGCCCAUGCCCUUCCUGUGCCCGCUGCCCCGCUGUCUGACCUGUUCCAGGGGCUGGAGAUCUACAACCAGGUGGUGAACGACCAGGCACUGCAGCAGGCCUUCCUGGAGCAGCCGGCCAGGAAGCCAGGCCUGCAGAGAACAGUGAGCAGCUCCCCAGCCUUCCCCCUGGAGAGGAUCUUGGGCAUCCUGGCAGCAGAGAGGGGCAAGCGGGCCGCCCAGAGGCUGCACCCGCUGCUCCUCCGAGGGGGGGGUCUGGAGCCUGCGCCUUGGGGUGGGGACGCCAAGCCUGGGCUCCUGGAAAGGGCCCUCCAGGCCUCUCCGGCAGGCGAGGGUCUUCCCAGCCUCUCGGUGGAGCUGCAGGCCUUGUGCCACGAGGAGGAAGAGGGCCUCCUUGUUGUCCUGGGGGAGCUGGUGGCCUCCACGGACAGCCUGUGGCAUCAUGUCCUGAACCGGCCCAAGCCGGAGAAGCCCCUCGAAUGCUUGGAGCCGACCGACCUGCCUCAGGGGCCGGACUCUGCCUCACUGCCCAGCUGGAAGUCUGUGCGUUGGCUGGACACCUCCUUCACAGAGGCGGCUGCAGCGCUCUAUGCCCAGUACUGCCCGCUGAUGUGGAGAGCGGCUGCCUCUUCCUUGGCCCACCAGCUGGAGCUCCACCCGCCCCUGGCGCACUUCCAACCGGGGGCAGCGGCUGCUUUGGCCCGGCGGCUGAGCCGUGGUCUGGCACAGGGUAAGUCAAACUGCGGAACUCCCUGCCACAGCAGGCAGGGAGGGCCGCCGACUUGGACAUCUUUAGAAGAGGAUGGGGCAAAUUCGUGAAGGAGGAUAGGGCUCUCAAUGGCUACUUGCCAAGAUGGUUGUGUUGUGCCCCCACAGUCGGAGGCAGCAGCGUUUUGAAUACCAGUUUCUGAAAAGCACAAGAGGGGAGAGGACUCUUGCCACUCGGCUCCUGUUGUGGGUAUCUGGCUGGCCACUGGGGGGGAGGCAGGAUCCUGGGCUAGAUAGGCCCCCCCCCCCGGCCACAUCCAGAAGUCUCUUCAGAGGUUCUUAAGUGAAGGUUCUUGGCUGACGGUGGGGUUGAGACAAUGCCAAGGGGACCUGCCGGGAUGGCAUUCCAGCCCCCUGCCUCCCUUUCUGCCUCCGAGGGGUCUUUGCCUUCCCUACAGCCCACUUCCCAUCACUUUCCCCAGGCCUUGAUGGUGCCCCUGUGGAUUGCGUGAGUCUUGCCCGUGUGUGGUCUGACUCGCCAGCAACUUCCCUGUCCCACAAAAAGGGCUGCGCUGCCAGUUUGGCGGGGGAGGCAGGGACCCGGCGGGGCUCCUGCACUUCUGCUUCCGGGAUGCUGGUGCCCUCUCAGCCCCGAAGGGACAGGCAAGGCCCACACCCACCUGGGGCUGCAGUUUUGGAGGUCAAAGGAGAAAUGGGCACCUGCAGCCCAAGGGGAAAUCUCCCUGACCAGUUCCUUCCUGUGUCUGGUGGAAUAUGCCCUGUGAGGGGCCGCUUGGAUUUUCUUUUCUCAGUCCCUAAACACCUUGGUAUGGCCUCUGGGAGACUCCGAUUCCAUCUCGGGAUCCACAGCCCUCUGGAAUUGGGCUAGGGGUCCCUGCCUGCCACUCUGGGGGGGAACAGGCAGUCUGGUCCCCGUGGGGCUCAUGCUCCCUUGCUCCCUCUGUGUCUCUGCAGCCUGUGUGCCUCGGGAGAGCGCGGAGGAACUGAAGGCCUUGGCGCUCCACCUGCUUACACGGGAUGUCCUCCAGUACUGGGACCAAGGUAGGGCAGUCACUGUUGGCAGAGGUGGGGGCUGCGGGACAAGGGCUGAGUGAAGGGCCGGCCUUGGGGCGGGAGAUAGAAUCACAGAGUUGCAGAGUUGGGAGGGACUCCUGAAGGUCAUUUAGCCCAGCCCUCUGCAAUGCAGGAAUCUGAACUAAAGCAUCAGUGACUGAUGGCCCCCCAACCUCUGUAUGAAAGCCUCCAAGGAAGGAGAGUCUACCCCCUUCUGAGGGAGUCUGUUUCAUCUUAGAACAGAUGGGAUUUUUUGUUUUUUGUUUUGUUUUUUGCAACAAAAAUCAAUAAAUUAUAAAAUAUCAAAUAAAAUGAAAUAAGAGUAGAGUAGAAGGGGGAUAUCUAGAGCCCAACAGAUAGCAACUGAUUUCCGUAACCAAGUUGAACAUCAUAAUAUCACAAAGUUUCAAGUAACAGAAACGGGUUUGCAUUCUCCAGUACCUUAUUCCUCCCAUAUGUUAUGAAAAGGCUCCGUCUCUCAAUGAAGACAUUGGGUUCUCACUGUCUUCGUAAGCUCCAUCGUACGUACUGUGCCCAGAUUUUAGUUUUCCAUUCUCUCUUGGGUGGUGCUCUCAUCCCCGCCCCCUUCAAUUCUGACAAAUAAUCACUCUGGCAGUACUUAAGAGAUGUUGCACUGAUUCCAGAUCAUCUGUUAGUACAAUUUCUGUAACCUACCAAAUAGUAGAGUUAGAGGAGCCACGGGUGAAGUUAUUACUUCAGCUGGGAGGCAGCUCCUCGGUCCUGUCCCUGUGGAGUGCCUGCUCAGUGACCCCAUCCGAACUUGUUCCCUUUCCGUCCCAGGUUUCUGCCAGGCUCUGGGCUCCAGCCUCACCGACAAAUGCUUGGGGAAGCCUGCCCAGAGCACAGAGGUGGCUUGCAGCCAGACGGCUCAGCUCCUGCAGAGCCUCUACCUGCCCUUGGCCUUCAGCCUGCAGUGCCUGGACUCCCAGCCCACGGACAGCACAGGUGAGUGGGGGCUGCGCUCUGUGGGGCAGAUUGGAGGGACAGCUGGGCCCCGCCUCCCUCCUCCACUGACGCCCUUUCCCCCUUGCAGCCGGCAGCCUUGUCCCAUCCGGCCUCCACCUGCGGCUGCUCUCCCUCUCGCUGGCCACCGCUCACUCCUCCUGCUACUGGGUCAUGAGCAAGGCUUACCAGUACUUGGCUUCCUGGUCCCUCAACCAGUUCCUCCUUGUGACCCAGGGGGACUUGCAGGCAAGUAGAACCAUGAGUGGUGGGCUGGGAGGGGGGGGUUCCUUCCUGAGGUCAGCCAGGCGCUGCAGGAGAGCAAAAUGCCAAGGAUCCAUCCCCAAAGCCGUCCGCUUAGCCCACAGUCCAGCUGUGGGCAUCGCCUGUGUCUCUCUUGGCCAGAGAAAGAGCGAAAAGUCCUGGCCAGUGCAGAGAGAGGAUUGCGCCAGAACGAGCUCCUCUAAGGCCUCCUGACUCCUUCCUACAGCUGCUGAAGGCAGAGGCCACCAGGAUGUCUGCACUGGUGAGCACGGCUUUUCCUGAGGGCAGGAAGCAGCAGAGCCCCCUCCUCUCUGGCCAGGAGCAGGAGCUGAGCCAGCAGAUCCACUCCACAGCUUCCAGUGUCCAAGUAAGUGCCGGGGGUCCCAGCCUGCCUUGCCCCACUCUCCUCCCAGCAGCCUCUAGGAUCCUCCUGGCUGACCUUGACGCUGGCUUUGAGCUCUGAGGCCUGGAACACAGCAGGCUGGGCCUUCCCCAGCUCCAUAGAGAGGCCCUCUGCUUGCCCCCUGGCAGCCCUCCAACCUCCUCAGUGGGGCUUGCGCAGGAGAAAUGGCUGGGGGCAACUGGGGGCUUUGUUUCCCACCCGCCCCAUGGCCCCUUUCCUCCUCUGUUGCACAGCUGUUUGCGAACCAAGUGCUGACCCUGUUUUCCUUGGACUGCAAGCGCAUGUCGGCGGAGAUCUUUAGCCAAACCAUGCCCCUGGGCAAGCACUGGCGCCUCACCCUCCGAACAGGUAGGCCUGCAGGACACAGAGCAGCGCCCUCCUGGCUACUAGUCUUCCAUAGUUCUGCUCCUGCUGCCCUUGUUCGGUUUGUGGGCUCCCCACUGGGUCAUCUGGUUGGCCCUGUGGGGUCCAGGAGCUCCUGGCCUAAUCAGCAGGCCUUGCUUGGGUCUGAUCCUGCAGGCCUUGCCCCCUUAAGUCCUCCCGUUGCCCUUGCAGAGCUGCCGCCCUCCCCCAGCGAAUACGCCUUGGCUGCUGCCCAGAGCGUCCUGGGCCAGGUCUUGCUGGGCAUCCAGCUCCUGCCUCAAGAUGCCCAGGGACCAGCGCUCAGCCAGGUGACGACGGCCUUCUUGGAAGCCUGGAUGGACCACAUCCUGGCCCAGAAGAUCAAGUUCAGGUGAGCAUUCGUCCCGGAGGGAGAGGGGACUGGCCCUGCUGCCCCAGGAGGGUGGCAGGCUGGGCUGGGCUGCCCUUUCUCCCCUCUGACAGCCAGCCUUGCCUUCUGCCCCCCCCCCCAGCCUCCAGGGCGCCCUCCAGCUGAAGCAGGACUUUGACCUGGUGCGUGAGCUGCUGCAGUCGGAGGAUUAUGGUCUGUCUCCAGAGAUCAAGCAGCUGGUGCUCUCCCUCCGCGUCUUCCAGCAAGUGGACAACGCCAUCGCCUGCCUCCUGCAGCAGCCCCCCAAGACCUCCUUGCCCUCACACACCUGGGAUGCCUUCCACAAGUGCUGUGAGUGGGCCUGGGGGGGUCUGGGUGGGGGCGCCCUGGAGGGUCCCUUCCAUCAACCCAGGGGGUCUACGGGUGAGGAAGGUGCAUCCCUCUCCCAUCCAUGGCUGGGGGAAACCUCUGCCCCUCAAGGCCAGGGUCAGGAAAGCUGGAAAUGGAGCCUCUGCGCUCAGUGGCAGUCUACCUCUGAGCCGCCAGCAGAACUGGUGCGUCUGUAGAGUCCGAGGGAGACCCAGGAGGCCAAAUGGCGCCUCAGCUGCCCCCACAGGAGACUGGCUUGUUUGAGAGGGUUGUUUGGAAGUCUUGGGGAACGCAAGCGAGGCACUUUGAGCGCUCUGGAAGGGCGACAUCCGUGCCGCCGCAGAAGCCACUGCCGCCACCUCUGUGCCCUGCGCCGACUGGGCCUUGCGUUGGCUGCUGUUGGAAGUGGACUCUGCUCACUCCAAUCCCGCCAGAGCUCACUCUCUGACCAGAUCCCCUCCACAGAGGACCAGCGGACUUGGGAAGAGAUCCGGGUGGGAAGGGGGUUCUGUCCUAAAUUGCCCCAGAGACUCGGUCCUGGAGCAGACGGAGAAGUUCCGAAGGAAAGAGUGCCUCUGAGCCUGCAGAGGGGCCUUUUCCUGGCCACUGAGCAGCUGCAGAUUGGGACGUUUCAGUAGAGAAGGGCCGUAUCUCAGUGGCAAGGAAUAUCACAGAGGGAGAGUCUCCAGGUGGAGCUGUUGCUGACCAGCAGCUCCUCUCCCUGGCAGGCCCCGUCUCCUUCCUCAGCCGCUCUUCUUCCUCCCCCCCCAGGCUCCCACGACGGGAUUCGCACGCAGGACGGCGGCCCAGGCAGCCUGAACAGCCUGGAGAGCCUGGAAGGGCUGCCCACGCAGGCGAGGGCCGUGCUGGAGAGCCAGGCGGGCGACCUGCUGAGCCGCAUGCAAGGGGGCGGCUGCAGCCCCGAGACCUACCUCAGCCCCAUGCAGCAGGAGUGGCUGGCGCUGCGGCUGCACGGGGGCCGCCGCUGGAAAGUCCCUGCCCUGCCCUGUAUGAACAGGACCUCUGAGCCUUGA